GGACGCACGCAUUUCGUCCUUCUACGAACCUACGAGCCGUUGAAACUUUUGCGAAUUUAGAAUUAUUGUGUAUGAAAAUAAGUGUAUUAUUUUUUAAUAAUAACUAUUAGAGUUGUAAAAAAUAUAGUUAUUUUUACCGGCAUGCGUGAUUUUUAAUUAGUGAUUUUUUAAUGGUUAUAAUAGUGUUUAGUCAAAAUAGGUGGACAAGAGAUUAUAGGCCAUGCCAGGCGUGAUCAGCCUUACUGUAACGGUCCUACAUUGAAUUGGACGUUAUGCGUAUACCAUAUACAGCGGAUUUUAUCUAUCCUGAUGCCUUUUUAUGAUGAUAUCCGGCUGGACGCCAACAUGAGUCUGACGUUUAACACGUCAGCAAAAUGGCUCAUCGAAAUGGCGAACCGGACUGUCAUCAAUCCGAACACUCUUAUAGAAAAGUUCUCUCAGAACCGAACUGUCGACGAACCUACUAGAACUCUUCUUCUGACGUUUUAUGGGAUCCUGGUAGUCAUUGGGGCCGCUGGGAACUCGCUAGUCGUUAUUUCUGUAGUCCGCAAGCCCCAAAUGAGGACAGCCCGCAACAUGUUCAUAGUGAACCUCGCCGUUUCAGACGCGCUGGUCUGCUGCUUUGGAACCCCUCUGACUCUAAUGGAACUGCUGACCAAACACUGGCCGCUGCCAGACUGGUCGUGUCUUUGUAAGGCCACGGGUGCCAUCCAGGCCAUUUCGAUCUUCGUGUCUACUAUCACCAUAACAGCUAUCGCGCUGGAUAGAUACCAGCUGAUCGUGUACCCUACAAGACAAGGCCUGCAAACGAUGGGCGUCCUCAUCAUAAUGUUCUGCAUCUGGCUCAUCGCCUUCUUCCUCGCUUCUCCCCUCUAUAUGUUCAGGAACCUCAAGACCCACAACAUCGGCCUCAUUGGCAUGGACUCCCUAAGCUUCUGCAUCGAAGACUGGCCAAUCGCCAACGGAAGGGCUAUGUACUCCCUCUUUAGCCUCAUAUUCCAAUAUCUCCUUCCCGUUCUAGUCGUAGUUAUAGCUCAUAUUCAAAUUCAUAGAAGACUUAGAGGACGAAGACGAUCCACUAGAAAAACUCCUACUAUCUUGAUAGCGAUCGCAGUGACUUACGUCAUAAGCUGGCUACCGUUGAACGUAUUCAACUUGGUAGCAGAUUUCUCGAAAGAACCUAUUCUGGGAGAGGAUCAAAUGAUAAUAACGUAUGCUAUCUGUCAUAUUAUUGGAAUGUCGAGUGCGGUAUCUAAUCCGUUGCUAUACGGAUGGCUGAAUGAUAACUUUAGGAAGGAGUUUGAGGAGAUUCUCUGCUGCUGCAGAAAGAAAGGGCAGAUGAAAGACCAAAGAGGGAAGAGGAAGAUAGACACAGAGUUGACGGCGUUAGCGCAGCUGGAGCAGACUGUGACAACUAACACGAAGACUUCGCACUGCUCUCAAAUUUUCUGACUAAAAAGCUGCUGCCAAUAGCAUGAGCAUAGCAGCAUUGAAAUGCAAAGCAUUUAAAAUGCUUGUUAAUUCGAACUCUUCUAGCUAAGGUGUACAGUUCCUUUCUACGUUAUGUUAUGUUAAGUGUAAUCUAUGUGAAUAACUGUAUAGUUUGUAUAUAUGUAAAUGUUAUUGUUCGUGGUUUACGUUUUUAUGAGCCCAAAACGUAGAUUACUUACAAUGUCGUGUUAAGGUUUUAUAAUGAAAUUAAAUAUUACUAUGCA
This is a messenger RNA of Leguminivora glycinivorella, 1715 nucleotides long. RefSeq names its product neuropeptide F receptor-like (gene NPFR). The transcript has 4 exons. Gene Ontology annotation, cellular component: membrane. Gene Ontology annotation, molecular function: neuropeptide Y receptor activity. Gene Ontology annotation, biological process: G protein-coupled receptor signaling pathway. NCBI's taxonomy places the organism in Eukaryota, Metazoa, Arthropoda, Insecta, Lepidoptera, Tortricidae. Bases 310 to 1452 code for a protein of 380 amino acids. The record is from RefSeq and is a predicted model, not a curated record.